Molecule: messenger RNA, 939 nt
Organism: Dioscorea cayenensis subsp. rotundata (Guinea yam)
Lineage: Eukaryota; Viridiplantae; Streptophyta; Magnoliopsida; Dioscoreales; Dioscoreaceae
Exons: 3
Coding region: 1-939 (312 amino acids)
Source: RefSeq, a predicted model, not a curated record
AUGAGGAACAGUUUGUUGACCCGAUAUAUCAAGGACAAUGAAAUUCAUCCUUCUGGGUAUGAAGAAAUAAUGAGGAACACCAAUGCCACCGUGAGGAAUUUAGAACAUCAUAUUGCCCAAAUGUCAAAGAUAAUUGAGGAAAGACUUCCUGGUUCUCUCCCUAGCAGUACGGAAGUCAAUCCAAAAGAAUCUCGGAAGGUCAUUACCCUGAGAAGUGGCAAGCAACUUUCAGGCCCUACUGCAGAGAGGUCUAUGACUAUAGUUGACAUUGGGAAGAAAAUUGAGGGAAAAGGAGGAACUGAGUUACCCAAGUACCAGCCCAAGCUUCCUUAUCCUAUGAAAGCAAGGAAAUACCUACAAGAAGAGCAAUACAAGAAUUUCUUUGAUGUGUUCAAUACCUUUCACAUAAAUGUUUCAUUUAUUGAGGCCCUUGUUCAAAUGCCAAGGUAUGCAAAAUUCUUAAAAGAGUUGCUCAUAAACAAGAGAAAGCUUGAGGAAGUGUCCUCUGUGACACUUGGUGAAGAGUGCUUAGCCCUAAUAACCAACAAGCUCUCCAAGAAAAAAAAAGACCUCAGGGGAUUUAUCAUUCCUUGCACUAUUGGAGAACUUGUGGAUGAGAAAGCUCUGCCCAAUAUCUGGGCAAGUAUUAACUUGAUGCUCUACAAAAUUUUCCAAAAGCUAGGACUAGGGGAACUGAAGUCCACAACAAUGACACUACAAUUGGCUGACAGAUCCCUCCGUCAACCAAGAGGAUUUAUUGAAGAUGUUUUAGUAAAGAUGGAUAAGUUCAUAUUUCCGGUGGACUUUGUAAUCCUCGAUGUUGAUGAAAAGGGCACAUUCAUGAAGGAUGAACUAUGUGAGCUAUUGGAAGAUGACCCUCCUAAGGCUGAUGAACCAGAAGAAGAGUUGGUGGACAAUUAUGCUAUCAAGACAUGGUGA